GUGCCACGUGUUGUGUUCGUGCAACGUUGGAUAGAGAGGAUGCGGUGCUUGAGAAGGACGCUGGAGCUGCGACCAGCUUGGCGGUGGCGAAGCUUCGAUUACGGCGGAGGGGCUUAAAACGCAGCGCUCGUUCUCCGGCUGCAGGUUGUACUGAUCGGUCGGAAAAUUGAGAAUAAGAGAUGGCGGACCGUUUCUUUCCCAACCAAAUGCCCUACUUGGUCGAAGAAGAAGAAGAGCGAGACCAAGGCACACUCGCUUUGGACUCCCGCGAUUCGCUUCUGAGGCUUCUAUCAAUGCCGCUCUCUGCACUCUUCGAGAGGCUCAAACGGGCCGCCUUGGAUCUCAAAGAAACUGUGGUGUUGAAGACGUGGGGAUCCAUUAGGGGGUGCGUUCGAGACUUUACACUCUAUAGCGGGACACUUGGGACAGCUUUUUUGCUGCUUAAAUCCUACCAACUUACUAGGAACAGAAACGAUCUCAAUCUCUGCUCUGAGAUUGUCAAAGCUUGUUACUCUGCUUCUUUCCAAUCCAGGGAUGUGACUUUUAUAUGUGGGCGAGCUGGUGUUUGUGCCCUAGGUGCUGUUGCAGCGAAGCACUUGGGUGACCAUGAGUUGCUGAGUUACUACUUGGCCCAGUUUAAAGAGCAGAUUAAGCUGCCAAAGGAUCUUCCUGAUGAGUUGUUAUAUGGGAGAGCUGGGUUCUUAUGGGCUUGUUUGUUCCUAAACAAAUUUAUAGGGGAUGAAACUAUCCCUUCUAACCAUAUUGAUGUGGUUAUGAAUGAUAUUUUCAAGUCUGGGAGAAGAUUGGGUGCCAGGCUGAGUUGCCCUUUGAUGUUUGAAUGGUACAGUGAAAAUUACUGGGGUGCUGCCCAUGGAUUAGCUGGGAUUAUGCAUGUUUUGUUGCACCUAAAACUGAGUCCAGGUCAGGCUGAUGAGGUCAAGCACACUCUUAAAUACAUGAUUAAGUAUCGGUUUCCAAGCGGUAAUUACCCUUCAAGUGAGCAAGACAGGAAUAGGGAUCAUCUCGUGCAUUGGUGUCAUGGUGCUCCUGGGAUAGCCCUCACAUUGGUCAAAGCUGCGGAGGUUUUUGGAGAUGACAAAUUUCUGGAAGCAGCCGUUGAGGCAGCAGAGGUAGUUUGGAACCGUGGCUUACUCAAACGAGUUGGCAUUUGUCAUGGCAUAAGUGGGAAUACAUAUGUUUUCCUCUCUCUCUACAGAUUGACAGGAAAUAAGGUGUUCUUAUAUCGGGCCAAAGCAUUUGCUUGCUUUCUCCUGGAUAGAGCUCACAGGCUCAUCUCCGAGGGGCAGAUGCAUCGUGGAGACAAUCCCUAUUCAUUGUUCGAAGGGCUUGGAGGCAUGGCUUAUCUUUUCCUAGACAUGUUUGCUCCUGCUGAUGCUCGAUUCCCUGCUUAUGAGCUUUGAAGACUUCCCACAUCACAGUGAAAUGGAAAAGACCCUGUACGUACUACGACCUGUUACCCUCCUUAUGACUCUUGCUGUCCUCUUAACUUACAUGUCUUAGAAUCUGCUGUGUGUAUGUAUAUAUAUAAAUGGUUGCCUU
Diospyros lotus (date-plum) is the source of this 1560-nucleotide messenger RNA. RefSeq names its product lanC-like protein GCL2. Gene Ontology annotation, biological process: carbohydrate metabolic process; peptide modification. NCBI's taxonomy places the organism in Eukaryota, Viridiplantae, Streptophyta, Magnoliopsida, Ericales, Ebenaceae. Gene Ontology annotation, cellular component: plasma membrane. The record is from RefSeq and is a predicted model, not a curated record. The transcript has 6 exons. Bases 180 to 1421 code for a protein of 413 amino acids.